Messenger RNA from Ochotona princeps (American pika), 2455 nucleotides. RefSeq names its product aarF domain containing kinase 2 (gene ADCK2). Gene Ontology annotation, cellular component: mitochondrion. Lineage: Eukaryota; Metazoa; Chordata; Mammalia; Lagomorpha; Ochotonidae. The record is from RefSeq and is a predicted model, not a curated record. The transcript is spliced from 8 exons. Bases 401 to 2254 code for a protein of 617 amino acids.
CUCGGUCUGCGACUUGGGUGGGCGCGCGUGGCGCUGAGUUCCGGGUCCCCUGCCUGGACACCCCGGCGGUCUGGUCCUGUGGGGCCGCUGGGGCGCACGGUGACCCUGCUGCCUGCGCGGCCACUUUACGCACAUCACUCUGGGCCGGGAUCUGACUUCGCGGGGGUGUCGGCUACUCCCGCUCCACCCUCCAUCGGGCUCUGUCCGCUUCAGGCGCAGCGGCAGGAGCGGUGGGUGAGAAGGACAGUUUUCCUGCCAGCCGGGACAGCGCGCUGAAGGCGGCCCGAGCCUUUGCGGGAACUCGCUGGGGCUGCGGGCCCAUCUCAGCCUUGUCAAAGCGUCCACAGCGCCAUGACCGUCUCUUGAGUUCAGCCAGGCUCCCUGGGCCCGGGGCGCGGGGAUGGUGGCUCCUUGGCGCUUGUCUGUCCAGGUCUGCUUGUCACGCCUAAGAUGUUUUGAACUCAGAAAGGAGCUGAGACCCUCUGGCUGCGCUCGCAAUACUAGACUCUGUUGGCUUUUGCUGGGCACUUUGCCCAAAGUCAUCUCAGUGAAUGGAGACUGUGGUACGGGGGCCUCUGGCGGCUUGUGUCAGAAAAAGGCACGCUGGAGUGGUCUGGCUGAAAAUGUGCCGACCGGGGAGAGGGUCUCCCAAGCAGGGAGCAUCGGCCACAUCUUCCUGCAAGUCCGAGUCUGGCUGCGGGCCUGCGCCCUCUUGAUGAAAUUCUUCCCCCUCCUGCUACUGUACCCCCUCACCUACCUUGCUCCUGGUGUCUCUGCCCUCUGGCUGCGUCUGCUUCUGAAAGCCACUGAGACCUCGGGCCCCACGUACAUCAAACUGGGCCAGUGGGCCAGCACCCGGCGAGAUCUCUUUUCCCAGGCUUUCUGUGCCCAGUUCUCUAAGCUGCACGUGCAGGUGGCGCCCCACGCGUGGGCUCACACAGAGCGCAUCCUGCAGCAGGCCUUUGGGGAGCACUGGGCCAGCACCCUCUUCUUUGAGCACCAGGAGCCUGUGGGUUCCGGGUGCGUGGCCCAAGUGUACAAGGCCUAUGCUCACCCGGCACUACUGGCUGAGAACAGCGCAAACCCUCAACCCUCCCCCAAAGCAGGAGCCUUGGGGGCGCUGCGGCAGCUCUUUGGACACCUGGGCAAGGGCUGGAAACCUCCAGGGAAUCUUGCUGACCAGUUGGUUCUGGAAAAGCUGCUUCUCCCUGAAGCUGCCCUGGUGGGACCCAGUGCAGGCAGGUCUGAGGCUCCGGACCCUGGCCUUCAGUGGGAGCGGGAUCACCUCAUUCCAGUGGCGGUGAAGGUGCUACACCCUGGCCUGCUCUCGCAGGUGCAGAUGGACUUAUGGCUGAUGAAGAUUGGCAGCCGAGCCCUUGACCUUUUGCCAGGAAUCAAGUGGUUUAGCUUGCCUGAGGUUGUGGAGGAAUUUGAGAAGCUCAUGGUGCAACAGAUCGAUCUGCGUUAUGAAGCUCACAAUCUAGAACAUUUCCAACGCAACUUCCGUAACGUGACCUCUGUCAAGUUUCCCACCCCUCUGCGGCCGUUUGUCACUAGGGACGUGUUGGUGGAAACAUAUGAAGAGAGCGUGCCGGUGUCCAGUUACCAGCAGGUGGGCAUUCCUGGUGACCUGAAGAGGGCGAUUGCACGGCUGGGCAUCAACAUGCUCUUGAAGAUGAUCUUUGUGGAUAACUUUGUGCACGCGGACCUUCACCCUGGGAACAUCCUGGUGCAGGGUGCCCACAGACCUUCCAUGAGCCGGGAGGUGCAGCCGCAGCAGGUAGCCGUUUUCAACACAUGGAUGGGGCCUGGCACGGCCACCCAGCACCCGCUGCGCCUGGUGCUGCUAGACGCGGGCAUUGUGGCUGAGCUGAGCGAUGCUGACCUAAGCAACUUCCGGGCAGUUUUUUUGGCUGUGGUCAUGGGGCAGGGCCGCAGAGUGGCUGAGCUCAUCCUGCACCACGCCCGGGCCAGCGAGUGCAGAGACGUGGAGGGCUUCAAGACCGAGAUGGCCGCGCUGGUGACCCAGGCCAGGAGGAACACCAUCACCCUGGAAAAGGUUCACGUCUCCAGCCUUCUGUCCAGUGUCUUCAAGUUGCUGAUGACUCACCGGGUGAAGCUGGAGAGCAACUUUGCCUCAAUUGUGUUCGCCAUCAUGGUGCUGGAGGGGCUCGGCCGCUCCCUGGACCCCAAGCUGGACAUCCUGGAGGCGGCGAGGCCCUUCCUGCUUAAAGGGCCAGCGUCUUCUCCCUGAAGGCGGUUGCAGUGGGUGUGCGGUGCGACUUCAGGUGCCUUGGUCCACCUUCUUCUUCUGGGAGCUGCUCCCAGGGGGCCUCUCUUGUGGGCACCGCUGCUUGGCUUCGAUUUGCUGUCGGGGUUGUCUGGGGAGUACCACUGGGGAAGGGCCUGGUCCUGGAGUUGUGCCAGCUGGGCCUCAGGCCAGGCACCAUGUUCU